UUCGGACUUCCUGGAACGUUUCUAUUCGCCGGCAGAUUACGAGAACAAAAUUGAAAUUGCGGCCAAAAACGCCUCACGAGUUCGAUAGACCCUUCCUUAGUUCUGUGGUGGUUCUGGUAGCUGAUCAUUUGAUGAUAUGUCGGACCACCCGGAGCACCAGAUCACCCCAGAAACACCAGGGAGACCCUCAGUAAGGAAUCCAUUUGAUAGUCCCAAUGACUACCACGACCUCCACAAGCCCCUCGUUCCCAGUCCAUCCGUUUUCAAGUUAUCACAAGCUGCUCCCUCUGGGUUCAAUUGGUCAAUCGAGGAUAUGGCUAGUCUUCUUCCAGUGCACAUAGAUCAAGAGGAGAUCCAGCGGCAGUCAUUUUAUCUCAGUCAGACAAGGAUGGACUCCGACAUUGAAGAAAAGCGUCAGAAAGCUAUUGAGCAGUUUUUUACCAAGGAAACAAUUGUGCCUUCGCCAUGGUCUACGUCAGACUCCCGGAGAACCCCUCACAUGUUAAAGACCUGGUCCCUCUCUCCGACGAUAGAGGAGCAAGAAAAAAAAUCCGUGGCCUGUCAGACGAGCCUCACGUUACCGGUGGCCUUUGAUUUGGAGAGACUUCUAGGAGACUAUUACCGCAACGAGGAAGCUGCGAGCGACGGCUCUCCGGAGAGCCUCAGCCAAUCGUCUUUGAGACGCAAACUUUUCCUGGAUGGCCAAACCAGCUACAGCGGGUCCGACAGCUCCAAUCCACCGAGCCCGGAGAGAAGUCAUUCUCGGCAAGAGAGGCCCUUGAUCCAUGCGGAAGAUUUUGUGGGGGAAGCUGCCAUGUUUUCCUCCCCUUUAUCGUGCGGUGUGGCCGCUCCAACGCCGUCCACAGGCCAGUUCUCAUCAAGUCCCAUCCAAACUAGCUGCUUGAGGGACUGCAGCAGCUUCAGCCCGCUCUUCCCCGAUCGUUCAUCGCCCGCCGAAAUGGCGUCUCCUACUGUUUCACCCAUCAAUGCUCACGCCCUGCGCACACCCACAGGCCCAGCCGAGUGGAAGCGACCAAGCAGUUUGACUCCCCACGGCCUCCCCUUGGACGCGAACAUCCCCUCACUCACCAUGAGUCCAGACGUGGAGGGCUGCUCUCCCAUCCGCAGCUGCUCUCACCAGCGUCACUCUCAGGCCAAUCACAGGCCCCGAUUCCGUACCUGCACCACCCCACCUCCCAUCGCCGCGAUCCUCAACCCUAAGCUUCCAGACUUCCAGGAGGCGGUGGACCUGCCGUGCGAACUCUUGAUGGAUUCUGAUGGAGUUUCCCCUCUGGCUCGAGUGAGCUUGGGCUUUAUGGACACGGUGAAGAUGGAGAACGAGCAAGAUUCAAGGAUAGAGGGGAAACUAGAAGAUGAGGAGGGAGACGAGGACCUCUCCAGGCGCCUGACCAGCUCUCGAAUGGGCAAUGUGUCGGCUACGGAAAGCUCUCAGAUGUGUUUCUCUCUUUUGACGGAACGCAGCAGCAUACGCUUUGAUUCCAGUAUGCAGGUGGACAGCGGGUAUCAAACAACCUCAACGGCAAUGGGCAGUCUGAUUGACGGCCUCGGCUCAGACUAUCACGGCAAAGAGUCCUUCGCCGCUUACCUCAACGAAGACACCUCGCACCUCACCAAAACUUCAAAUGUCAAGGUGUGGUAUCCUCAUCACUGAACUGUUUCACACAUCAAAAGGGACAACCACUUCUUGCAGCUUUUUUUUUAAUCAGUACAGUCAUUCUCCACAUUUUUAUUGGAGACAUCAAAAGAGGCGCUGGCAUAUCAAUGGAUAAGAAGAAGGAGGCUGCAAUUUUAUUACGUGCUGAUACAAUCAGGAAGACUGGAUGUUUUUGGAGGAAACUUUUUAGUCAAAUACAGAUGAAUUUUUUUUCUUAAGUAUGCCACUAAUGAUAAACUGAUUGACUUGCUUGGUCGUAAUUGAUUAUUUGUAAUGCUGCAUGUUUUUGCUUCCUGAAUUCCUGGACAAACAUUUAUGGCUGAACAACACUUCUUGUCACUUUACUGGAUAUGGCAAUCCGAUGUCUGUCAGUGACUUCUGAAUUCUGUGACGCAGUGCGAAUGACUGACUGAAAAGGUGUAUAAUGGAUGCCAUCAUGCUGUUUCCUGAGCAUUAUAAUAAAUCCUCAAGUACCAAGUC
Syngnathus typhle (broad-nosed pipefish) is the source of this 2155-nucleotide messenger RNA. It is a transcript of the gene bora, whose product is annotated as bora aurora kinase A activator. The transcript is spliced from 12 exons. The record is from RefSeq and is a predicted model, not a curated record. The coding region runs from base 137 to 1672 and encodes 511 amino acids. Lineage: Eukaryota; Metazoa; Chordata; Actinopteri; Syngnathiformes; Syngnathidae. Gene Ontology annotation, molecular function: protein kinase binding. Gene Ontology annotation, biological process: regulation of mitotic nuclear division; activation of protein kinase activity; regulation of mitotic spindle organization. Gene Ontology annotation, cellular component: nucleus; cytoplasm.